UGGUUCAUUCAAAACCACACGGAUCGUACCCAAAUAGUUUUUAAUCGUCGAUUAGUUCUCAAUCUAACGGCUCUCAUUCCCCUCUUGCUCCACUCCACAUCUUACAUUACCGCCGCUAUAAAAUACAGAAACAUCCCAUUGUCUUCUCAAUCUUCUUUCGUGAAUUCCAAUUAAGAUCGACUUGUUUUAAAGCUAAGAAAUUCAUUGGUUCGAGGCAAUGGAUGCCGGAGCAAAAGUAAAGAAGGGUGCUGGAGGAAGAAAAGGCGGUGGCCCGAAGAAGAAGCCUGUUUCAAGGUCCGUCAAAGCAGGGCUUCAGUUCCCGGUUGGAAGGAUCGGCCGUUACUUGAAGAAAGGAAGGUAUUCGGAGCGGGUCGGAACCGGAGCUCCAGUUUACCUGGCUGCUGUUCUUGAGUACUUAGCCGCUGAGGUUCUGGAAUUGGCUGGAAACGCAGCACGCGACAACAAGAAAAACAGGAUCAUCCCAAGGCACGUGCUGCUUGCCGUGAGGAACGACGAAGAACUCGGGAAGCUUCUCGCCGGCGUCACCAUCGCUCACGGUGGCGUUUUACCCAACAUCAACCCUAUUCUUUUGCCAAAGAAAACGGAAAAGGCCGCCUCCAAGGAACCCAAAUCUCCAUCAAAGGCUACUAAGUCUCCUAAGAAAGCUUAGUUUAAUUAAGAAACUUCGGUCGUUAGGCCUUCUUUCCUCUUAGUUGUAUGUGAUUUUGGGUUCUGUAGGAUUUUGUUUAUCAUUGUUGAUGUGCAACGGAAAAGAAGUUUCAAGGAAAAUUGAAGAUAUUGUUACUGUUAGAAUCCCAUUAUCAUGUAAUUGAUUUUAAUGGAAAUGAAACUACUUGUUUCUGUUCUUUACACAA
Molecule: messenger RNA, 875 nt
Organism: Durio zibethinus
Lineage: Eukaryota; Viridiplantae; Streptophyta; Magnoliopsida; Malvales; Malvaceae
Product: histone H2A
Cellular component (GO): nucleosome
Molecular function (GO): DNA binding; structural constituent of chromatin; protein heterodimerization activity
Source: RefSeq, a predicted model, not a curated record